AUGCGUUCGCUCGCCACCUCCGUAGUGCUAUCUGUUUUGUUGUCGACCGUUUUUGGACACGAGGGCCACGAAGAGGCUCAGCUGCCCCUCGGGUACGUUAAGUACCCCUGGCAAGCAUCGAUCCCCGGAGAUGGCGAUGUUACCGCGUACUCGAUUUUCUCGGGUAUCACCACCUUCGCUAGGUUACCCUGGUCCCAAUGCCUAGGCAAGGACAAGGGCGACGCCUUUGACAUCGCGUUCCUCGGCGCUCCUUUCGACACGGGCACCUCAUACCGCCCUGGUGCACGUUUCGGUCCCGCCGGUAUCCGUGCGGGCUCACGUCGCCUCACCCUCUACGGCGGGUACAACGUCCCCCUCGCCGUGAACGCGUUCACGUCCGGACUGAAAAUCGUUGACUGUGGAGACAUCGCGGUCACCCCGUACGACAACAAGCACGCCAUCCAGCAGAUUGAGGAUGGCCACAAGGAGCUCUUGCACCGUCCGGCAUACUCCCCGCUUGGCAACGACUCCGUUACCGGAGAGUCACUGCUUCCGAUCUCAAAGGAUGGCAAGCACCACCCGCGCCUCAUAACUCUUGGCGGUGACCACACCAUCGUCCUCCCAAUCUUGCGCAGCAUUUACUCUGCGUACGGCGAGAUCUCGGUUAUUCACUUCGACUCCCACUUGGACACCUGGAAGCCGUCCGUGUUUGGCGGUGCCCCAUCGCAUCAGGCUGAGAUCAACCACGGUACCUACUUCUACUGGGCCAGCCAAGAGGGCCUCAUCAAGAACGGAAGCUCAAUUGCAAGUGUCUAUGUUCUUCGUCUGCUUUGCUCCUCCGUCCCUUAUUCGAUUCGCGACCCGUCCGAUGCUACGCACCUUCACGGUGCCAUCCGAACGACGCUCAGCGGUCCCUCGGACUACGUCAACGAUGACAACGCGGGCUUCCAGCGCAUCGAAGCCCGCGAGAUCGAUACACUCGGUGUUAAUGGCAUAGUGAAAAAGAUCCGCGAGACCGUUGGCGAUCGCCCGGUCUACCUCUCCAUCGAUAUCGACUCUAUCGAUCCUGCCUUUGCCCCUGCCACGGGCACCCCGGAGACGGGUGGUUGGACUACCCGCGAGCUUCGCGCUAUCCUUCGCGGGCUCGACGGGCUAUUCAUUGUCUCUGCCGAUAUCGUCGAGGUGGCGCCCGCUUAUGACACCAACGCCGAGCUCACGACUAUGGCUGCGGCCGAUGUUCUCUUCGAGGUGCUCGGUGUCAUGGCGAAGACUCCCCUCGGUAAAGUUAAGUCCAAACUGAACUAAAUAUGACCCGGUCAUGUUACACGAAGACCUAUCUCUUGAUCGUUCUAGUC
Messenger RNA from Punctularia strigosozonata HHB-11173 SS5, 1334 nucleotides. Its product is annotated as agmatinase. Bases 1 to 1284 code for a protein of 427 amino acids. The transcript is spliced from 8 exons. The record is from RefSeq and is a predicted model, not a curated record. Gene Ontology annotation, molecular function: metal ion binding; agmatinase activity. Lineage: Eukaryota; Fungi; Basidiomycota; Agaricomycetes; Corticiales; Punctulariaceae.